This is a messenger RNA of Gambusia affinis (western mosquitofish), 1136 nucleotides long. RefSeq names its product proteasome 26S subunit, non-ATPase 9 (gene psmd9). Gene Ontology annotation, cellular component: cytoplasm; nucleus. The record is from RefSeq and is a predicted model, not a curated record. The transcript has 6 exons. NCBI's taxonomy places the organism in Eukaryota, Metazoa, Chordata, Actinopteri, Cyprinodontiformes, Poeciliidae. Gene Ontology annotation, biological process: proteasome regulatory particle assembly. Gene Ontology annotation, molecular function: protein binding. The coding region runs from base 82 to 720 and encodes 212 amino acids.
ACAUUUGGACAGUUGGGGUCGCUGCACCGGAAGUAGCGUCAUAGGAACGCUUGUAGCCGGAAGAGAGUUUGUUUAGCAGCCAUGAAGAUGACAGGAGAAAACAGAGCUGAGGGCUUUGAAAUAACAAUGGAUGACGUGAAAAACCUUAUUAAAAAGAAGGAUGAAAUUGAAGAGCAGAUAAAGGCAUACCACGAUGUUUUAGAAGACCAAGGUGUCGGAGUUGAGGGUCCUCUGGUUGACCCUGAGGGUUAUCCCCGAGCAGAUGUUAAUUUGUACACGAUCAGGGACGCGAGGCACAAUAUAUCAUGCCUACAAAAUGACCACAAAGCCAUCAUGGUAGAGAUAGAAGAAGCUCUGCACAAGCUCCACGCUGCAGAGAAAGCCAAGCAGGAACGAGACGAGGCAGAAAGCCAGGAGGAGCCGAUGGAGGAGCAGGUCGCUCUGCCUCCUCCCUUUGCUCGAGUGGAUGCCGUCACAUAUGGCUCACCUGCUUCUGGAGCUGGGCUCAAAGUAGGAGAUGAAGUCAUUGAGUUUGGCUCUGUGAACACAAACAACUUUCAGAACCUGCAGAAUAUUGCUGCAGUGGUGCAACACAGUGAAGGAAAACCUUUAUGGGUCGCUGUGAUCAGAGAUGGCCAAAAGGUUCAGAUGAGCCUGACUCCACAGCGGUGGUCCGGCAGGGGUCUGCUAGGGUGCAACAUUGUUCCAGUCCAGCAAUAAUCCACAUAACCUUAUUCCCGAUUUAAACCCGUGAAUCUCCUGAGUGUUUUCUACUCUUUACAGCAGAAGUUUGGAUCUAUUUUCAUUUUUCAGUUUCCUAAUAAAAAUCUUGAACACUUUCUUCAUACAAUGACUAAGAAUGGAAUAAAGUUAAAGUGCUGCAGCUGAUGAUUAAGCUCUGGAUACAUUCUUCUGUACGUCUAAAGAGGCCUUCUUUUGGAUUGAAGUUUCUUUUCUCUCUAGAGCAUGAAAGAAGAUGGUCAUGGUUGUUAAAGAUGCGAUGCUUCAGUAAUUCUUAUCCUGUGUGUACAUAGGAUUAUUCUAGUUGAAUAAAUAGUUUUCUUGAAGAAAACAUGUAAGAAACAUUUUGACUUGUAUGAAGUGAUGAAUUUUUGCAAUAAAUACAUUUCAUUCAA